GAAAGAGGAGUAUUCGCUGCUAUUUAGAAGAAGAAUUUUGAACGGUCUACUAUGGCUUUGAAUGGGGAUAUGUGUGUGGUGACAGGCGCUUGUGGAUUUCUGGGCAGGAGACUGAUCAGGCUGCUGCUGGAGGAGGAGAGUCUAAGUGAAAUCCGACUUGUUGACAAACAAAUCAAACUGGAAGAUGUUCAGAGUUUUAAAGACUGCAGAGGGGACACUCGGGUGCGUGCCUAUGAAGGAGACAUUCGGGACAGCGCCUUCCUGAGACGAGCCUGCCGGGGGGCCUCCACUGUCUUCCAUGUGGCUUCCAUCAUUGAUGUGGACGGAUCAGUGGAGUUCAGUGAGUUGCAUGGAGUCAACGUAAAAGGUACACAGCUGCUCUUGGAGGCUUGUAUUGAAGAAAACGUGUCCUCCUUCAUCUACACCAGCACUAUAGAGGUGCUGGGCCCAAACCCUUCCGGUGAACCCAUCUACAACGGGACAGAGGAGACACAGUACAAAUGCUCCCUCAAGUUUCCCUACAGUAAAACCAAGAAGGAGGCAGAAGAAAGGUCGCUGAAGGCCAAUGGUGAACUACUGCCCGAUGGGACCCGGCUGGCCACCUGCGCCCUGCGACCCAUGUACAUUUACGGAGAGGGGUGCCGCUUCCUCCUGGGACAUAUGGCAGAUGGUGUACGCAACAGGAAUGUUUUGUACCGAAUGUCCUUAAAAGAAGCAAAGGUGAAUCCUGUUUAUGUUGGCAAUGCAGCAAUGGCUCAUCUCCAAGCAGCACGUGCUCUAAAAGAUCCCAAUAAACGAAAUGUCGUAGGUGGGAGGUUUUACUUCAUAUCGGACAACACGCCUCCAGUGAGUUACUCAGACUUUAACCAUGUGAUGAUGUCCCCUCUGGGCUUCAGUAUCCAGGACAAGUUGCCUAUGCCCCUGGGUUUGCUGUAUGUGUUGUGUUUUCUGUUGGAGGUGGUUUGUACAAUACUGCGCCCUUUCGUUCGCCUGGUCCCACCACUGAACCGACAUCUGCUCACAAUGUUAAAUACACCAUUCACUUUCUCCUAUAAGAGGGCACAGGCAGAGCUGGGAUAUGCCCCCCAAUACAGCUGGCAAGAGGCACGUAAGAGCACUAUAGAGUGGCUUGCGGGGCAGCUACCUGCAGUCAGAGAGAAAUUAGAAACAUGAUUAUUUAAUACUAUAUCUUCCUCUGUACGCACUGUAAU
Molecule: messenger RNA, 1211 nt
Organism: Periophthalmus magnuspinnatus
Lineage: Eukaryota; Metazoa; Chordata; Actinopteri; Gobiiformes; Gobiidae
Gene: hsd3b1
Product: hydroxy-delta-5-steroid dehydrogenase, 3 beta- and steroid delta-isomerase 1
Exons: 3
Coding region: 52-1173 (373 amino acids)
Biological process (GO): steroid biosynthetic process
Molecular function (GO): 3-beta-hydroxy-Delta5-steroid dehydrogenase (NAD+) activity
Source: RefSeq, a predicted model, not a curated record